Molecule: messenger RNA, 4749 nt
Organism: Chaetomium globosum CBS 148.51
Lineage: Eukaryota; Fungi; Ascomycota; Sordariomycetes; Sordariales; Chaetomiaceae
Exons: 2
Coding region: 1-4749 (1582 amino acids)
Biological process (GO): double-strand break repair via homologous recombination
Cellular component (GO): chromosome; cytoplasm
Molecular function (GO): ATP binding; 3'-5' DNA helicase activity; nucleic acid binding
Source: RefSeq, a predicted model, not a curated record
AUGGCCGUCGGCGAACUCAUCUACAACGCCGAGCAUCGAGUGGUUGUGUGCCGGCCCUGCGGCACAUGCCUCGUUCCCGACGGACAACAGGGCCGAUGGGAGAACCACCUACGAAAGGAGCCGCACAGGCUGAAGGGGGACAGGCUGAAGCGCAUGCUGGAUGUGCUCUCGAAGUAUGAGCUGCGUGGGAGAGACGAGCUGAAGCGUCAGAGGCCGUCACGGCGGAGGCCCUGCGAGAAGAUCGCGGGGCUGGCGUCAUACGGAGGCUACCUCUGCGCAUGCGACGUCGAGAACUGCGACUUUGCCACGACGCGGCUCUCGCUGAUGCAUGACCAUAUGCCCAGGCACGGCAGGACGGCCUCGCAACACACGGGAGAGGGGCCCCUGUGGAGGUCAUGCACGCUGCAGACGUAUUUCACCGCGAGGCAGCUGGUCGACUACUUCGUCGUGGUCGAGCCGGGAGGUAUGGGGCAAGGGCAGGGUUCGGAUACGUCGGGCGAGGUUGUCGGUGGACUGGGCGACCCGCCACCCUCGUCGCCGGAGAGACGGAUGUUCGACGGGUUGAGGGAGGAUAUACGACAGGCAGAUCGCGACCUAGACGCAAAGGCGGCGGUCGUCGAGGACCCAGGCGAAGGCCGGGCGGAUCGGGAGCGGUGGCUGAUCUACACAGGGUUCCCAACGCACCUGCGAGGGCUUUCCGACGCGGAGAUCGAGUCGUCGUUCCGGCCACCCAAGUCGACGAACCCACUCCUGAAACAUCCGUCCGGGAGGGGAGGCGAGCUCAGCAGCACAGAUGACGACGACGACGACGACGACGACGAUGAUGGUGAUGGUGAUAGCGAUCAUGGUGGGGAUCGUUGCGAGAGGGACCUCCGACGCAUUCUCGAGGCGGCGGAUACCUGGUUAUGGAAGGCGAACGACCUGGUGGCCGACGGCUCCAUGCAGCGCAGAAUGACACACCAGCGUGCCCAGACGCUAAGCGACUUCGCGGCCGGCGCCGGCAAGAAAGGGAGAGACAUAGCCUUCCGGUGCUUCAAGAGAGCGCCGACGCUGGUGGCGUACUUUCGACGGAUGAAGGAGCUGCUCACAUACUACUAUCGGGUAGUAUACCGGGAGGACGGGCAUUUCACGCGCGGCACGGAGGCGCCGGCGCCGACGCUGCCGCGGGAUAUCAUCGAGCCUACGCAGAGGCAGCGGGACGCGAUGGAUGAGAUCCACAGGGCUCUUCGUAGGCAGGACGAGAAGGAGAAGGGGGUAGGAAAUGGGGACGGGGACGGGGACGGGGACGAUGAAGGGCUUGAGGCGGCGAUCCGAGAGUUCUACGUCGCGCUGAUAUGUCAGACGGUCGGCAGCGCCCACUUCAGGUCGCCAGUGAUCAGCUUCUGCGCCAUGCUCAGCCGAACCAAGCGAUUCAGCAGCGGCGCGAGAAGGGGCGGGUGGAAGGAUCGAGCCGCCAGGAACGGGACCGGCGACGACGAACUGGACGAGGCGGCGAGGCGGCGCAGGAAGCUCCGGUGCUGGCACGACCCGGGAAACUACAGCAGCACCCUGUCGGCCCUCAUAUGGUCGGCGCAGCUGGUCCUAUUCGAGUCGGUGUGCUUCCGAGAGCGGGAUGACGAGGACCGGAUCCCGGCCGCGCUGGCCCGGAUCUGCGAAGAGUUCAUGCACCAAAAGGGCGAGACGACGUUCGGGCACAUCCUGCAGUGGCGGCUAUAUCUCACAACGGUCGCCAGCUCGGCCGUCAGCCGACGUCAGGCGCUCUGGUCGCUAUGCGGCCAGCGGAUCGUCUACCUGGGGACCAGCCUGCACAUGGCGGAUGUGACGAAGCUGAUCGUGUCGGAAUACAGGCGCGCGCGUGCCCUGCUGUACGACGGGCUGCUGCUCGGAGCGGAGAGCAUAGGUGCCAUCGAGCCGUGGCGGCUGGUGGACGACCUGGAUGCGGAGGACUAUGGCGGCUCCUGGCUCACGGACGAGAGGAACGCCGACGUGCUGCGCGGCACGCGGGAUGCUCUCCUACGGCAGAUCGAGGGUAGGGCGGACCUUCGGCAGCUCUUCCUCUUCACGGGAGAGCGACGGAGCGGCCAACGAGACGGCAGACAGCCGGCGCCAUCCGGGCCUGGGGCGGCGAUGACCCUAUGCAGCCGGGCCAUGGCAGCGUACGAGGCAGAAGUCCAGGAGUUUCUCCAGUCGAUCAGCGCGCUCCUGUUUGUCUCCCCGAUGCCGCCGCUGCGAGCGUCCGAGUUCCUCUCCAUCACGGCCACCAACAGCGCGAGCCGGCGGCGCAGCAUGCUGCUGUGGGAGAGGGAGCUGAUGAUUCACGUCCGCUACCGAAAGACCGUGGAGCAGACGGGGAAGGACGGGGAUAACAUACGGUUCGUCCCGGCGGCCAUCUCGGAGCUCGUGCUCACGUUCCUGGCCGUGGUGCAGCCGCUGCGCCUCUGUUUCCUUCGGCAGGCAGAGCCCGGAGCUCUCCUAUCGCCCUACCUGUUCUCGAAAAUCGACGGGACGGUUUGGCGGGAUGAGAUGGUGUCGAGGUGCCUAAGCCGGGCGUGCGCGCGUGCCGAGGUGCCGGAGUUCAAGGUAGCGUGGUGGAGGCAGGUCGCGGCAUCCAUCACGAAGGAGAAGUUCACCGGACGAGAGCGGGCCAACUUUGACCUGGAGGAGCUCGACGAGCCGGAGGAGGCCAUCGAGGAGGAAGACCUGCUGGUGGAUCUGGCCGAGAGCAGCAACCACUCCUUCCGCACGUUCAACCACGCCUACGCCGGCUCUACUACCCUAGCCAUGAACACAAUCAUGCAUCGAGCACACCGAGCAUCGCUGAGCUGGCGUACCCUGUUCCGGGUAGACGAGGUUCUGGCGCGCGAGAUGGUUGCCGGUGGUGGCGGCGGCGGCGGCGGCCACAAACGACCAGGCUCGGCCGUCGAGAUGGGCAAAAUGGGCGCCAUGGGCGCCUGCAAGAAGGCACGAACCCACGCGGCGGAACAGGUUGUGGCCGUGCUAGCCACAGGCUCGGGCAAGACCCUGAUCGUCAUGGUCGCCGCCGUACUUGCGGGAGCGAAGACGACGAUACUGAUCCUCCCGACGUUGGCGCUCCGGACCAACAUGAUGGCGAGGUUCAGCAAGUUCGGUAUCAAGGCAAUGGAGUGGGCUCCGGGCGAGUUGAAAGCGGCACCACUAGUCGUCGUGUCGGCCGAGGCCGCAUGCACGAGCGGCUUCCUCGACUACGCCCACCGACUUGACGGCCAGCAGCGGCUGGACCGAAUCGUGGUCGACGAAUGCCAUCUCACCGUCACAGCCACCUUCCGCAAGAGCAUGACGCAGCUGGGCUCCUACGUGCGCCAGAUUCCGACACAGACCGUGUGGCUCACUGCCACCCUACCGCCGGCUUUCGAGGAGGCCUUCCUGCGGCGCAACCUCCUGGUGCGGCCGCGCAUGGUACGGGAGUCGACGAAUCGCGCCAACCUCCGGUACAGCAUCAUCCGGUACAGAGGCCCGGGUGGGCUGUGCGAUAGGGCCGCCGAACUGGUGCGGACCCUCCUGGCGGGCGAGAGCCGGGGCGGGAAAGGAGAGGGGGUGGCAGGGGCGGCGUGCGGCGACGACCAGCCGGCGAGGAUGAUUGUGUGCUGCCCCACGCUGGACCUCGUGGGCGAGCUGGCAGAGACGCUCGACUGUCCCAUGUAUACCGGGGAUCGCGAGACCACGAGCGGCGAGGAGAAGGAGGCGGCCAUCGAUCGAUGGCUGGGUCCCGCUGGCUCGCCGGUCAUCGUGGCAACGUCCGCACUCGGAGUCGGGUUUGACCACCCCAACGUGCGGUGGGUUGUGCAUGCCGGGGCCCCGCGGUGCAUGACGGAUUUCUCGCAGGAGUCGGGCCGGGCCGGCCGUGACGGAGGGCCUGCCCAGUCUGUCGUCUUGUUGAGCGCGGCGUGGCAGCCGCAUCCUCCUGCCGACCCGGACGAGGAGUCGAUGCAGCUCUAUCUCGCUCAGCAGCACUGCUUGCGGGCCGUGAUGAGCCAGUUCCUGGACCGGCCGGUCGACUGGAGAUGGUGCAUGGAGAACGAGGAGCUGUGUGGGGUAUGCCCCGAGCCCCACACGGAGCCCCGGCCUCCCGGACUCCCACUUACACCCGAAGCCACCUCAACAAGCGCGGUGCGGGAAGCCCAGGGCCCCUCCGAUCUGGCCAAGGUGGACAUCGGCCGCGCGGGCGACAUGGAAUACACAGGUCCGGGGGAGGUGCUUCAUCGAGCCAGGCUGGAUGAUGAGGUGCUGCGACGCUUCGAGGCCAGCCUCGAAGCCAUGCGUGGCUGCUGCCUCCUCUGCCGGGUGGAGGGUGGUAAGCCGUUUGAUCACGGCGCAGCGGCGUGCAGUCGGAGGCGGCUCUGGAUCGGGGCAAAGGCGAAGACCAUACGUACCUGUGCUGACGAGGGGAAGCCGUGGAUGGCCAAAUUUACGGCGUGCUUUAUCUGCUAUCUGCCCCAGACGAUAUGUAGCAGGGCGGACCCAGGGGCACGGGCCGAGGACGGAGAUAGUGCGGACACAUGUCGAUUCCGGGACAUGAUUAUGCCGCUGUGCUAUGGUGCCUUCUUUCGAGCCGGGCCGAGAGGGCUUAUCAAGAAGCACUUCCCGCGAAGGUUCCGCGAUAUUGACGACUAUAUGCGGUGGCUUGGUGAGCCAACAGAACUAGGGAGGACUCCUUGUAUACAGGCGAUACGAGUGGCGGAGAUGUUGCUAGGUGAGCUUCAGGGCGCGUGA